AAUUGAAGAACAUAAUGAAUUUCUAUUUGCAAUUGAUUGUUGGAUUCUUUCUGGCAUACGUCAUUAAGAAGAUCUUCUUGACUAAAAAAGAUAAACAAAUCCCUGGAAUGGAACCUAGAUCAAAAGACAUGGGAAAUUUAGAAGACUUAGGUCGGGCAGGGAGUUUACAUCAAUUUUUGGUUGGCUUGCAUGAUAAGUACGGAAAAAUUGCAUCUUUCUGGUUUGGAACUCAGCAAAUUGUAUCCAUUUCAUCUCCAGAGAUGUUCAAAGAACAGCAAAGUGUAUUUGACCGCCCAUUGUUACUUUUUCAAUUGUUUGAACCAUUCAUUGGCCCAAAUUCGUUACAAUAUGCUAACAAGGAUGAUGGGAAGGGUAGAAGGAAAGAGUACGAUCGUUCAAUGUCACAUAAAGCGGUUACUCGUUACUUGGGGGAGUUCAAUGCAGCUGUCAAUGAAAUAAUUGAUAUGCUUUGUAAAGAUAUGGAAGGAGGUAUUAGUGAGCAUGCUCUCUGUACACAUAUGGCUACAUUUGCACUGAAGGUCGAUCUGAUGACAUUAUUUGGCAAUGUAUCAGAUGAUUCGAAGAUUACUGAAUUUCAUAACAAUUACAACGUCUGCUGGUCAGAAAUGGGGUCCCGGUUGGGAGGAAAAUUUCCAGAACCCGGCAGUGAGCAAGAAGAGAACUUCCAGACAGCAUUGAAUGGGGCAAAAGAUUUUGUUAAAGGAGUUGUUGAAAUCAGAGAGAAGCUGGAGAUAACAGAAGAAAAUGAGAGGUUUAUUGAUAUCCUGAUUAGACACUGUGCAGACGAAGACACCCUACUGAGUGAUGCAAUAACCUAUGUUGUCGGAGGGUUCCACACCACUGCUAAUUCUCUGGCCUGGGGUUUCUAUUUCAUAGCUGGUAAUAGUGCUGUACAAGAUAAACUUCAUGCGGAAAUAUCAGAACAUUGUGGAAAGCAUGAUUCAAUAGGCAUCUCCAGCAUAAACAAAUGUGUGUAUUUGAAGCAGGUGUUUGAUGAAACACUAAGGUGCUCCGUGCUGGCUCCAUUUGCAGCUCGGUAUCUUGAUGAAGACAUACUGCUUGGGGGUUACCCAAUUCCUGGAGGAACUCCCAUAGUCCAUGCUCUGGGUGUUAGCCUUCAAAAUCCUGAAUACUUUCCUGAGCCUAGCAAAUUUGAUCCAGACAGAUUUAGUCCAGAAAACAUCAAAAACCGGCCAAGCACAGCUUUUCAGCCGUUUGGUGUUGGUAAGAGGAUUUGUCCUGGUCAUAGGUUUGCAAAUAUGGAGGCAGCGGUUUGCAUUGCAGCAAUGGUAAGGAAGUUCGAGAUUGGACUGGUUGAUGGGCAAAAGAUAGAGCCUGUACAUGGACUGGUGACUCAUCCCUCUGCAGAGAUUAUGAUUACUCUAAAACAGCGUCAUUGAAUCAGAGGGUUCAACCAGUAUUGAAACAGUGUAUUUUGUGUGACUUGAUUAGACAUUGCAAUCAUUUUUUAUCCAUGUCAUGUUUUCACGUUAUAAUUAAAUAUUUUGUUGAUAUACUAUUAGCACUCAGAAUAUCUAUCAUAAUCUCGUAGGAUUUAACAUUGGUAUUAUUAUCAAUUACUGAUUACUCUAAAGUAUUGAUUAUUCAAUGAUAAUAAAAAGUUUAAAAAAUCAAAAGUAAUUCUGCAUGUUUGUAGUUAAACACUGUCAUAAAGUUUUAGUUUUUAAACAUAAAAGUAAAUUAGAUUGUUUUGCAUGUAAUAUAAUAUACAAAUGAUUGAUCUUGUAAGUUUUAUGAUCUUAGUUUGAUGCAGUAAACUCUCAAUUUAUCAAUUCAUAAGGCUUUGCAUAGAACACCAAAUUCAGCAGGUCUUUAAAAAAAUCCCUGAAAAUAUCAAAAUAAGUAUACACUACCUAUACAUAGUUAUAAAUUAAGGAUUUGCUUUUCGUCGAAAUUAUUUUACGAUUAUUUAGAUUUAAAUCUUAAGACCGAACAUAUGAUUUUUCUAGGUGUGCAUGCAAUGAUUUAUAUAAUUAAAAGGAAAUGUUAUGUUCUUAUUGUAUUUUUUAAUUUU
This is a messenger RNA of Bolinopsis microptera, 2056 nucleotides long. Its product is annotated as cytochrome P450 20A1-like. The transcript has a single exon. NCBI's taxonomy places the organism in Eukaryota, Metazoa, Ctenophora, Tentaculata, Lobata, Bolinopsidae. The record is from RefSeq and is a predicted model, not a curated record. Gene Ontology annotation, molecular function: monooxygenase activity; oxidoreductase activity, acting on paired donors, with incorporation or reduction of molecular oxygen; heme binding. The coding region runs from base 15 to 1421 and encodes 468 amino acids. Gene Ontology annotation, cellular component: membrane.